This is a messenger RNA of Suricata suricatta (meerkat), 4857 nucleotides long. It is a transcript of the gene UBE3C, whose product is annotated as ubiquitin protein ligase E3C. Lineage: Eukaryota; Metazoa; Chordata; Mammalia; Carnivora; Herpestidae. Gene Ontology annotation, molecular function: protein binding; ubiquitin protein ligase activity. Gene Ontology annotation, biological process: ubiquitin-dependent protein catabolic process; protein polyubiquitination. The coding region runs from base 407 to 3661 and encodes 1084 amino acids. The record is from RefSeq and is a predicted model, not a curated record. The transcript has 23 exons.
CCAAACCCGGUCGGCGGCCAUCUUUCCUCCCGGCGGCUGCUCCCGGUGCAAGUGCGGGGUCCGCGGCCCUGCCGGCGCCCUCGGCCUCGGCCGGAGUAGUGGGGAGGCGUGGAUGAGGGGGGAGGUGAGGAGGAGCCGCCCCCCAGUGUCGCCGCCUCCCCCACCCGAGGGCAGGCCGGGCGGGCAGAGCCCCCAAGGCGGGCUCGGGCUCGGGCUCGGAGUCGCUCCCCGCUGCGGCGUAGUCCUCCCGGCAGGCGACCCCUCCUCUCUGGAGACCCCUCCCCGCGGGAGGCCCCUCCCCUCGGAGACCCCUCCCCGUAGGAGGCCCCUCCCCCCGGCAGCCCGCCCCGCCCGCUCCGCUGCUCUCAGGGUCGGGGGCUCCUCCCAGAUGGGAUAAGCUGUAAAGAUGUUUAGUUUUGAAGGGGAUUUCAAAACGAGGCCCAAGGUGUCCCUCGGAGGCGCCAGUAGGAAGGAAGAAAAGGCCUCUCUUUUACAUCGUACUCAGGAAGAAAGAAGAAAGAGAGAGGAGGAAAGGCGAAGAUUGAAAAAUGCAAUAAUUAUACAGUCAUUUAUUCGAGGCUACCGAGACCGGAAGCAGCAACACUCCAUCCAGAGGAGCGCCUUCGACCGCUGCGCCAGCGCCUCGCAGUCCGGUGGCACGUUCUCCAUCGCCAGUGGCCCCAGCCUUACCCUUUUGGUGAGGCGCCUUCUGUUUUUCUACAAACAGAACGAAGACUCAAAACGUCUGAUAUGGACGUAUCAGAACUUAAUAAAACACAGCUCCCUGUUUGUCCAGCAGUUGGACGGCUCUGAGAGGCUUACGUGCUUAUUUCAAAUAAAGAGACUGAUGAGCCUCUGUUGCAGGGUGUUGCGGAACUGUAGUGACGACAGUCUGAAUGUUGCACUUCCCAUGAGAAUGCUUGAGGUGUUUUCGUCUGAGAACACCUACUUGCCUGUUUUACGAGACGCCGGCUACGUGGUGUCCAUAAUUGAACAGAUUUUGCACUACAUGAUUCAAAAUGGGUAUUAUAGAUCUCUCUAUUUGUUAAUUAACAGCAAGCUUCCAUCAAGUAUUGAAUAUUCUGAUAUAUCCCGAGUUCCUAUAGCAAAAAUUCUGCUAGAGAAUGUUCUGAAACCAUUGCACUUUACUUACAACUCGUGUCCCGAAGGUGCGAGGCGACGGGUGUUUCUGGCUUUCACCGAGGAGCUGUUGGCAGCGCCCUUCACAGACCAGAUACUCCACUUCGUCAUCCCGGCGCUGGCAGACCCGCAGGCCGCCUUCCCGUACGAGCCCUUUCUGAGCGCACUGUUGUCGCCGGAGCGCCGGUGGCCCGAGCCGGGCGGCGGGGCGCCCUGGCUUUUCUUCUUCGUUCUCACCGUUGGUGAAAACCACCUGGGGACCCUCUCUGAGGAAGGACUGCUAGUGUACCUGCGAGUGCUCCAGAACUUUCUUUCUCAGCUGCCGGUGUCCCCCGCCAGCACGAGCUGUCAGGAUUCGGCCAGCGACUCGGAGGACGAGGGCGGAGAGGCGGACAAGCGGCCGAGCGCCCCGGAGGACGGUCGACUGUCCGUACCGUACGUAACAGAGGAGUGUCUGAAGAAGUUGGACACGAAACAGCAGACCAACACCUUGUUAAACCUGGUCUGGAGGGACUCAGCCAGCGAGGAGGCCUUCACUCUCAUGGCGUCCAUCGGCCACACGCUAAUGGUGCAGCAUCGGAUGGUGGUGCCCAAAGUCAGGCUUCUCUACAGUUUGGCCUUUAACGCCAGGUUCCUGAGACACCUGUGGCUCCUCCUGUCUUCCAUGACCACACGGAUGAUCACAGGGUCGGUGGUGCCGCUGCUCCAGGUGCUGUCCCGGGGCUCCCCGAUGGCUUUGGAGGACUCCCGCCGGAUCAUCCCUCUCUUCUACCUGUUCAGCUCGCUCUUCAGUCACUCACUGAUUUCCAUACACGACAGCGAGUUCUUUGGGGACCCCAUAGAAGUGGUAGGUCAGAGACCGUCGUCCACGAUGCCCUUCACCCUAGAAGAGCUGGUGCCGCUGUCCCGCUGCCUUCGGGACGCGUGCCUGGGGAUCAUCAAGCUGGCGCACCCGGAGACCAAGCCCGAAGUGCGGGAGGAGUACGUCACGGCCUUCCAGAGCGUCGGGGUCACGACCAGCGCUGAGGUGCAGCGGUGCGUCCAGCUGGAGCAGAAGCGAUGGGUGCAGCUAUUUAAGGUUAUCACCAACCUCGUGAAGAUGCUGAAGGCCAGAGACACCAGAAGAAACUUCUGUCCUCCAAACCACUGGCUGUCAGAGCAGGAAGACAUUAAAGCAGAUAAGGUCACCCAGCUGUACGUUCCGGCUUCCAGACGCGUGUGGCGGUUCCGGCGGAUGGGGAGGAUCGGGCCCCUGCAGUCGAGUCUGGACGUGGGUUUGGAGUCCCCGCCGCUGUCGGUCUCUGAGGAAAGACAACUCGCCAUCCUGACGGAGUUGCCCUUUGUGGUUCCAUUUGAGGAGCGCGUCAAGAUCUUUCAGAGGCUGAUUUAUGCAGAUAAGCAAGAGGUGCAAGGAGAUGGUCCGUUCCUGGAUGGAAUUAAUGUCACAAUAAGAAGAAAUUAUAUUUAUGAAGAUGCUUAUGACAAACUUUCCCCAGAAAAUGAGCCCGAUUUGAAGCAGCGGAUCCGCGUGCACCUGCUCAACGCGCACGGCCUGGACGAAGCCGGCAUCGACGGCGGCGGGAUUUUCAGAGAGUUCCUCAGUGAGCUGCUGAAGUCGGGCUUCAACCCCAACCAGGGGUUCUUUAAGACUACUAACGAGGGCCUCCUGUACCCUAGCCCGGCCGCGCACAUGCUCGUGGGAGACUCCUUCGCCAGACAUUACUACUUCCUGGGCAGGAUGCUUGGAAAGGCUCUCUAUGAGAACAUGCUGGUGGAGCUGCCCUUCGCCGGCUUCUUCCUGUCCAAGCUGCUCGGGACCAGCGCCGAUGUGGACAUUCACCACCUGGCCUCUCUGGACCCCGAGGUGUACAGGAACCUGCUGUUCCUCAAGAGCUACGAGGGCGACGUGGAGGAGCUGGGCCUCAACUUCACGGUGGUGAACAACGACCUGGGGGAGGCGCAGGUCGUCGAGCUGAAAUUCGGCGGGAAGGACAUCCCCGUCACCGGCGCCAACAGGAUCGCGUACAUCCACCUCGUGGCUGACUACAGGCUGAACCGGCAGAUCCGCCAGCACUGCCUGGCCUUCCGGCAGGGCCUGGCCAACGUGCUGAACCUCGAGUGGCUGCGCAUGUUUGACCAGCAGGAGAUGCAGGUAUUAAUUUCUGGUGCGCAAGUUCCCAUAAGCCUCGAGGACCUAAAAUCCUUCACAAACUACUCAGGCGGCUACUCUGCUGACCAUCCUGUGAUCAAGGUCUUCUGGAGGGUGGUAGAAGGGUUCACGGACGAAGAGAAGCGCAAGCUGCUCAAGUUUGUAACAAGCUGCUCCCGACCCCCUCUCUUGGGGUUUAAGGAGCUGUACCCCGCGUUCUGCAUUCACAACGGAGGCUCCGACCUCGAGCGGCUCCCCACGGCCAGCACCUGCAUGAACCUGCUGAAGCUCCCGGAGUUCUACGACGAGGCGCUUCUGCGCAGUAAGCUCCUCUACGCCAUCGAGUGCGCCGCGGGCUUCGAGCUGAGCUGAGCGGAGGCGGCGCCGGCCCUCCUCCCACCGCAUGGUCCAGAUGGGCCAGUAAGUCACGGUCACUUACUCUGACGGACACUGCUUUCCAGAUAACUUAGAAUAACAGGGGUCAUGUGCCAUGCGGCUGCGUUAGCAAUUUUGCCACCGAGAACACAGAUUUCAGACUCGCGGCGACGCAGUGAAUUAACCAAAGAUGAAGCUUUGGCUUUGCCCGUGGCCCGGAGCGUCCCCGCCAGGCUCCUGGAGGGCAGCCCGGAGCCGGGCCCGAGGGGAGGAGCCGCGUCCAGGGGGCGGAGCCGGGUCCAGGGGGCGGAGCCGGGUCCGAGGGGCGGUGCGCUGGCGCUCCGGAGCCCCCGCCUCGUGCCGCUCAGUUGUUUACAAUCCUGAUUGUUAAAACGGAAGGCGUUUCUCUCCUGCUGCCUUUUCCCAAAGUGGUUAGGUUCGGGAAAUACACAACAUGAUGAUAUGUUAUUUGUGCUUUCUAAGCCAUUCGCUGCACCGGCCUAGCAUGCUUGUCCCGGGGCCCGGGUGCUCCUGCACGGGGGCGGGGUGAGGGGACGCAGCUCGGGUGGCCCCGGGAAGCGGGAGAGCAGACACUGGCGUCUGAGUCACUUGAACCAAAGUGGCGGCUGCGGCUUUGCACUCAGCGUGGCCCGCUGCGGCCCACCGCCCUCCGCCCUGGGGCGCGUGCCCCUCUCCCCGGACCCUGGGGGGGGGGGGCGCGCCGCCUGCGCCUCUGCUUCUCGAAGGUGCUGCUUCUGAAGGAAGACCAGACUGCCCGCGGCGGGCCUGGGGAGGGGAGGAGUGUCAGUAACUCUCAAAAAGGCACUUUAUCGGGACCUUCCCUGUUGCUGGGUGAUUCCGUCUCUGAAAACGGAGAGCAUGUCAGGGGCGUCGGCUCUGACAGCCAGCGGCCCUCCCGACCGGGGUGCGGAGGGGGGCGCGGAGGGGGGCUGCAGGGCCCCGCACCUGCUCCCCCGCCUCACCCAGCGUCCUGUCACCGGGGCUGGGCGCCGUGCUGUGGGAGUGACCAGAACUUAGCAAUAUGCUUUUAAAUGCGGGGACACUGAAUGACACUUUUAAGACAAUGACCAUAUCAGAACAAAAUGUAUAAUUUCAUAAUUUGAAUAAUAAAUUAAGUGUUUAAAUGCUAUUUGUAGUCUGGAUAUGCAGAAAUAAAGUAAUUAGGGUUUGUC